AUGGCGUCUGACCGCAUCUCCUCCGUGAUCGACAGCCUGAUUAGCCAUCUGGUCCCCAACAACACCGACGAUGACGAGGACGCUGCGCAGGAGAGGCACGAUGCCUGCUUUGAUAUUGUCAAAUCCAUAAUCGACAGCCCUCCAAGCCCUGGUGUAUCCUCCGACGUUAAUCAUGCUUCGGAUCUCAUCAAGCGCAAGCUUAUCCAGACCGACCCCAACGACGCCCUCCGCUUCUCGAACCUCUACUCGAGACUUUUGGCUCUGCCUGUGCUCAAGCACAAGUGGGCCAUCCUAUAUCUCCUCUAUCAGCUCUCCGACUCGCCUGAUCCCGACGAGCCGAUACCUCUGAGCCCCGUGCGGCCAUCAGCGCCCAACUACCGGGAGGCCAUCAGCCGCGAGGCUCUCAAGCGGCAAAGCAAAGACCGCUCAAAGACCGCGACCCCUGUCCCGCGACUCGAAGAAGAGCAGUUUAAAGAUGCGUUUCAGCCAGAUGGGCUUCGGAAGCUACCAGUCAAAGAGCCGGGGCAGCCUGAGAACGACAAGCACAACCUACCGAAGCGGGACGUGUCCUUGAAGUCGACCCUUCUUGCCAGCAAUCAUACUGAAAGCGAUCCUCCGGAAGCCGUCAUUCUUCGCGAUCUGCCCUUUACUCUUCAAGGCGUCUCCUCUACCACCCUACCAUUCUCGAACCAAGCGACUCUGAAACUACCGCCGACACUCCCUCUCCCUUUGAUAUCCCUUUUGCACACCUUAGCAGAGCCGUCUCUACUCUAUCGCGGCCUCGAUGCGUUCUGCAAGACUCCCGCCCAAGGUCUGCUGGGACAGAGCCUACGAUCCGCCAUCAGCGGCGAAUUGCGUUCCUAUUUGAGCCUCAUCGCCACUCUGGAGGCGCAGAUUCGAAGGGCACUCUCCACUAUAGACGAGAGCUCCCCGCCUGGCGCGAUUGGGAAAGCCGGCGUGACCCUCAAGCGAUGUGUGGUCUGGACGCGUGAGGCAACCAUGGGAUUACGAUUAAUGAGCCUAAUUGCCGAGGAGUCUGAGAGCCAAAAGGGAGGGCAGCUCAUCACCUUGAUUCACAGUUUCUCUUCGUCCCAUGGCGACCCGGUGGUGGCUGCUUUUGCGGAACGGUUACUCGGGAGCUUCACGCGCCCCUUCUACGACAUCUUGCGCCAUUGGAUAUACGACGGCGAGCUUCUCGACCCGUACCGCGAGUUCUUCGUCAGAGAGCAACUACCCAACAACGACGUCAACAAGAAAAAGGUGGCGGGCAACGUGUGGGAGGACAAAUACGAGAUCGACCAUGACAUGAUACCCAGCAUCAUCACGCAAGACUUUGCUCAAAAGGUGUUCUUGAUCGGCAAGUCGCUCAACUUUAUCCGCCACAGCUGCGGCGACUCAGUAUGGGUAGAAGACUACUCCAAAGCGGCUUCCAAGGAACUCAGAUAUGGCGACACGGCAACUCUCGAGGCGUGGAUCGACGAAGCAUACAAGACGACUAUGAAGCGUCUGAUGGAUCUCAUGGCCAACAGAUUCAACCUAUUCGACCAUCUCCAAGCCCUGAAGAACUAUCUUCUCCUGGGCCAGGGAGACUUUAUUGCCUUGCUGAUGGAGUCGUUGGCGGCAAACCUGGACCGGCCAGCCGGGGCCCAAUACAGGCAUGCCCUUACGGCUCAGCUCGAACACGCCAUCCGAGGGUCAAACGCGCAGUACGACUCGCCAGAGGUCUUGCGCCGGCUGGACGCCCGGAUGCUGCAGCUUUCACACGGAGAUAUCGGAUGGGACUGCUUCACCCUGGAGUACAAGAUCGAUGCGCCCGUCGACGUUGUGGUGACUGAAUGGGGAAACCGCCAGUAUUUGAAGGUGUUCAACUUUUUGUGGAGGAUAAAAAGGGUCGAGUUUGCGCUGCUCACGUCCUGGCGAAAGUGCAUGACAGGCUCGCGCGGCGUCCUGCAAAGCUCAGACCCGGCCGUGACGCAGACGUGGAAGUCGACCCGCGGGACGCUCGCAGAGAUGAUACACUUUGUGGGACAGCUGCAGUACUACAUCCUCUUUGAAGUCAUCGAGUCGUCGUGGGGCGAGCUGCAGAAGCGCAUUCAAAAGGAGGAUUGCACGCUCGACGACCUCAUCAAGGCGCACGAGCGGUACCUCACCGACAUCACGCACAAGGGCCUCCUGGGAGCGAAGCGCAAGCUCCACGGCUCGGACGAGGACGACCGCGCCUCGUACCUCGCCCAGCUGAGCGACAUCCUGCGGUUCAUGCUCAACUACAGAGACUCGGUGGACGGCCUGUACGGCUGGAGCGUGUCCGACUUUACGCGGCGGCAGGAGGCCGACGUGCGCGGGCACGCUCUCCUCGACGAGGGCGGCGCUGGCGGCGGCGGCGUGCCGUCCGAGUUCCCCGUGCUGCAGGAGCGGCUGCGGCACCUGGGUCAGUCGUUCCGCACGCGGCUCCAGAUACUGCUGGGCGACCUCGCGUACCAGCCCGACGUGGACAUGCGCUUCCUGGGCGUGGCCAUGAACUUCAACGACGUAUAUCAGCCAACCAAGAGGCGUAACAAGGGCCCAGCCGCCACCGGUGGUGCGACGUCGGCCAACACUUCCAAGGGGUGA
Molecule: messenger RNA, 2610 nt
Organism: Purpureocillium lilacinum
Lineage: Eukaryota; Fungi; Ascomycota; Sordariomycetes; Hypocreales; Ophiocordycipitaceae
Product: microtubule-nucleating Tub4p (gamma-tubulin) complex component
Biological process (GO): spindle assembly; microtubule nucleation; cytoplasmic microtubule organization
Cellular component (GO): mitotic spindle pole body; spindle pole; gamma-tubulin complex
Molecular function (GO): microtubule minus-end binding; gamma-tubulin binding
Source: RefSeq, a predicted model, not a curated record